Messenger RNA from Gongylonema pulchrum, 660 nucleotides. Lineage: Eukaryota; Metazoa; Nematoda; Chromadorea; Rhabditida; Gongylonematidae. The record is from the annotation of a GenBank genome assembly.
AUGGCAUCGUGCUGGAUAAGCGCAGCACAGAAUGAGCUUGGCAUCUUCCAGCGUGAUUCCGAGUUUGUCUCGCCGCUCAGUUUGCAAUACUGUUCACCACCAAAACGGCCCUACAUUCUUCCGCACAGCAUUUGGAUUGAUUUUUUCCGAGAAAUGGCAUCGUGCUGGAUAAGCGCAGCACAGAAUGAGCUUGGCAUCUUCCAGCGUGAUUCCGAGUUUGUCUCGCCGCUCAGUUUGCAGUACUGUUCACCACCAAAACGGCCCUACAUUCUUCCGCACAGCAUUUGGAUUGAUUUUUUGGCAGAAAGAGUUGAUAUUGCGAAAUAUUCAAGUAGAGAGCAGCUGGACAUUCUGGAACUGAUGUUUGUUCAAACGCUUUCACUGACUGUUGGCCCUUCAAAAGGUGCUACUGCUGCUACUACAGUCUCCGGACGUUCCGAUCUGAUAUCUUCGGAAACAACCUUAGCUAAUGGUACUUGCUUGGCAAUUUUAAAAGCCCUUUCUGCAUACACAUAUGUAUAUAUAAACGGAAGAAAUAUAAACAUGUACAGAAAGAUAGAAGGAAUGUGGCGGGGUCAGGCUUAUUUUCUACAGAAAGUGGUUUUCGCAAGUCCUCAUGCGAAUUCCACUGAUCGCGAGUUGAUAUGGUUCCCAGACUAG